UAUGGACGCCCUCAAGUCGGCCGGGCGGGCCAUCAUCCGGAGCCCCAGCAUCGCCAAGCAGAACUGGGGCGGCGGCAGGCAUAAGAAACUUCCAGAAAACUGGACAGACACCAGGGAAACCCUACUGGAGGGCAUGCUGUUCAACCUGAAGUACCUAGGCAUGACGCUUGUCGAACAACCCAAAGGAGAAGACUUAUCUGCCGCUGCUGUAAAAAGAAUCGUUGCAACGGCAAAAGCCAGUGGUAAGAAACUCCAGAAGAUCACCUUGAAAGUGUCUCCCAGAGGGAUAAUCCUCAGUGACAGCAUAACGAAUGAGCCCAUCGAGAACAUCUCAAUAUACAGGAUAUCCUACUGCACGGCCGAUAAGAUGCAUGACAAAGUGUUUGCCUACAUCGCCCAAAGUCAACUCAAUGAGAACCUGGAGUGCCACGCCUUCCUCUGCACAAAACGGAAAAUGGCCCAAGCCGUCACCCUCACAGUUGCUCAGGCGUUCAAAGUAGCGUUUGAAUUCUGGCAGGCGUCCAAAGAAGAAAAGGAGAAGCGGGAAAGAACCAUGUUGGAAGGAGAAGGGGCCAGCAGCCCAAACUCAGCCUCCCCGAAAGGCCGUAAAUCCCUAGUUGGGGGAGGCAGGUUCUUCCCAGCAUGCUUCACAGUGGUCACCACUGGGAACCUGCUAGACCUGGAGAAUGCUGCCAAAACCCCUUUGACUGUGAACGCAAACUCUGUGCCUUCGGACGGCGGCAUCUUCCAAGUGCCUUCGUCAGAAAACAACAACGUAGUGUGGCCGAUGGACGACGGACUGGAUGAAGCCUUUUCAAGACUAGCGGAGUCUCGAACUAACCCCCACGUCCUUGACAUUGGCUUGACUGCCCAGGACGUUCAGACCGCUGAAAUCCUCUCGCCCACCGACUGGGACAAAGUCGACUCGAUGACGGCGGCCGAGAAAGAUGACAACCUCUUUGGCUUCUGACGUCCUCCGUCUUUCUCCUGGCGAGCUUUCGGGUUUUAAAUAACCACUAAACAUAAGCGGACUUCGUAUGCACUGCAUUCUGGGUGAUUUAACUGGAGAGGGUUCCUCAGGGGAGGAGCAGUAUGA
Messenger RNA from Euleptes europaea (tarantolino), 1096 nucleotides. RefSeq names its product low density lipoprotein receptor adaptor protein 1 (gene LDLRAP1). Lineage: Eukaryota; Metazoa; Chordata; Lepidosauria; Squamata; Sphaerodactylidae. The transcript has 10 exons. The record is from RefSeq and is a predicted model, not a curated record. The coding region runs from base 2 to 970 and encodes 322 amino acids. Gene Ontology annotation, cellular component: early endosome.